Messenger RNA from Triticum aestivum (bread wheat), 2675 nucleotides. RefSeq lists its product as uncharacterized. The record is from RefSeq and is a predicted model, not a curated record. The transcript has 4 exons. The coding region runs from base 521 to 877 and encodes 118 amino acids. Lineage: Eukaryota; Viridiplantae; Streptophyta; Magnoliopsida; Poales; Poaceae.
CACUCGCGCAGCAUCCCGAUCCUCUUCCUCGCGCAGCUCCCUCUCCUUCCCCUCCCAACCCUAGCCGCCGCUACCUAGCAGGCCCUGCGGCCGCCGCCUCGCUACCCUCCUCACCUCCCCGUUCCUCUCCAGCCGCCGAGCUCGCCGGCACCACUGCACUCCGGCCAGAUCCGCUCCUCACGGCCGCGAGCGCUCGCGCGCGACCCCUCCCCGCGGCUAGGGCAGGUCGUCUCCAUGGAGAGCAGGGGUGGACAGCGGGAAGCGGUGCGUGUCCUCCACCCGCUGGCUGCCACCGUCCAAGUCCCCUCACUCACGGUGGAGAGGCUACGGCGGAGGGGAUGCAGAGGAGGAGCGGGGCUCGUGGAGGAGGAGAGAACGUGGCCAAGGGAGGCCGUGGAGGAGGAGGGGACGCGGUGGCGGGAGCUCGCCAUGGUGGAGGAGAGUCCGUGGCGGUGGAACAGAGCUUGCGUCUGUGCGGGCGGCCGAGAGGCUGGGAAGGCCGGGCCCGCGCCCUCCUCCCAUGCUCUCCCCGCAGAUCAGGGCCCCGCCGGUGAGGUCUUCACGGCCAAGGCCGAGGAGAAGGGAAGAACCACGGUGGGAGGAAGGAGCAGCGAGGCUAGAGCGGUGCCGUCGUGGUGGAGUGGACCUGCAGGUGGGUUCUCUACUGGUGGUGUUAGAGAUUUCAAGGAUUGUUCAAUCUGGUUUCAGGAGUGUGUGCUGCUCCUAUAAGUUAACUCAGUUUGGACGGGGCCUCGACGCGCUCAUCUCGGUCUCCUCGCCCCGGGUCUUCAUCUUCCCCAUCUCCGUCGUGGCGACGCGGGGCGAGGGCGACAAGGGCAGCGCCGGGUUUGAUGCCAGACGGGGCGGCAGGGGAUGAGGGCGGCACCGUGUUCGACGCCGGGCUUAAGUACCUCGAGGCCGUCAACGGCAAUGUGCUCGUGUAUCCCAGGUUCAUCACGGAUCCUUUCACGGUUAGUGCCUUCCUCUAUUUUCACCCGAUUUGAGACUUCUUUUUGCUUGGAUUUUGCAACAGUUGGUUUGUACUGUCAAAAGAAUCACAUGACGGGCAGAUUUCGCUAGACACGUUCUCUGGCGGGUAGCUGCACACAACCACAGGAGGAGGUGGUGUUGUGGAAGAAUACGGCCUGGGCAAAGCCAUACUCUUGCAUAUCUUUCAACUGGGUUGGGGGGAUCGGGUCCCUAGGGGCAGAGAUGCAGUCCUCUAGAGCUGUUGGGAAGAACAAGAUGGGUAAGCUCCUCCUAUUGCUAUUCUAUGUUGAUUUAGUAGAAGAAAAUAAAAUUAGGAAGAGUAUAUGUAGAUCUAUUUUGAUGCUCUCAGUCUCAUUCAUAAUUGGUUAGAAAAAAUACUUUAUUACCAUGGUUCGGAUUGUGCACCUUUUUGGCUUAGAAAAAAAGAAUAAUUUCUUGAGCAUGAGCAACUGAUUCCCAAGCUGAUUGCAAGUACUGAUUUCCGUCUUGGCUCCAUGCAACGACUCAGCGAUCGAUUCGAUCCAAUUUUCUGUGCUCAUCUCAAAAUAUUUCUCGAGUAUAUUGGACUCAAUUGUGAUCUAUAUCAGGUGAGUAAAUCAUACUCAGUAAUAUAAUUAUGUUGUAAACUAGAGAAAGAUGGUGAUGUUUUAAUUAUCGAGGUUGUACACCUGUAUAGCUAAUGAUGGUGUAUUCUUAUGUUAGCUAAAACUGCUUCUGCUGUGUAGUUCAUCUGACAAUUUUUUAGGGACAUAAAAACAUAUAUUGAUAUGCGAUAUUUUACCGAAUACAAAAACAACAUUAGCAUGACAAACUAUCAUGCUGAUUUAAUCCCUCCCCCAUUUCUUUUGAUUUGAUUCCCAGAAUCCCAUUGUUGUUUGUGCAUAUUAUCUACGCCCAUCGCCCAUAUUUUUUAUUUUCAUGUUCAUUGAUAUGCGAUAUUGUGCUGAUUACAAAAACAGCAUCAGCAUGUCAGAUUGUCAUAUGAGAAAUAUAAGAUAAAAGAGCAGUCUGUUGCUUCUCUCUGAUUGCACAUGGAUACUUUGAUUUUGAGGUGCACUUGUGAUUUUAGUUAUGACAUAAUCUUGGUUGACUGAAAUUAGUUCUGAUGAACUGUCAGGUUGCUUAGAUCAGUUAAAAAGAUCAUGAAAUGUUGUCGUUCUCUCAAAGCAUUUGUUCAGUUCAGUGAGUGGGCUUAUUCCGGGUUAUAUUUUGUGGGUGGCAGGAUGUUUGCUGUGGUUCCUAUAUACAUAUGUUGGAUGUGGUUGCCUCCCGGUGUUGUCGUUCCAUUUGUACUUGAGAGUGAUCAUGGAUGAUGGGGUCGUGCUCGGAGGAGUCGAACUCGAAAUUGAUGUGCCUGGAAGCGAUUCUCUGACUAUGAGGAGGUUUUUUGGGCUCAAGACGGUGUAGAUUCUUUCUCGCUUUACAAGAAGGACGCUUUCUACGCUUUUUCUUUUUACAGAGUUUGUAUGGGCUUGUAAUGUAGGACUAUAAUUAUGAGUGUAUGUCAAUUUACAGGUAGCUUGCUCGCUCUGCAGUUCUUUUAUCUUUUUAGCUGCGACGUUGGUUUGGCCUACAGUGCCUGUUGGUUGUGUUGAUGGCCCUGCUGCUGUGAGUGACCUUGAUGUCCUUCUGCAGCGACAUACUAUUAUUAGCAAUCAUCUAAAUACUCUACAGUUCCAGUAACA